CUUAGAGCAUGGGUGUCAAACCGGUGGCCCUCCAGCUGUUGCCAAACUACAAGUCCCAUGAGGCAUUGCAAGAUUGACAGUUACAAGCGUGACUCCCAAAGGCUGAGGCAUGAGGCAGCUUGAGGGCCACCAAGACACAGCAGGCACUGGGGCCAGCACUACUGCUAGAUCAGGGAUGUCAAACUGGUGGCCCUCCAGCUCUUGCAAAACUACAAGUCCCAUCAUGCCUCUGCCUUUGGCAGUCAUGCUUGUAACUGUCAAUCUUGCAAUGCCUCAUGGGACUUGUAGUUUGGCAACAGCUGGAGGACCGCCAGUUUGACACCCGUGUGCUAGAUGGUAACUAGAGUCUUCCUUCUCCAGACCACAUGAAGAACAUUGCA
Molecule: messenger RNA, 380 nt
Organism: Staurois parvus
Lineage: Eukaryota; Metazoa; Chordata; Amphibia; Anura; Ranidae
Source: the annotation of a GenBank genome assembly